AUGGCACGAAGAUCGCUGCCGGAACCUCGGGCUGUGACCCGGAUGAUGAGCGUCCGCAAGACGAGGUCGAUGGAGGGACGGUUGUUGCCGGGCGUGGCAGAUCGACCGCUUCGAAAGAAGCGUACUGUUCGCGCCCGCGCACAACCAGUGCAAGCUCAGCAGCAGCAGCAGCAGCAACAACAACAACAGCAGCAACAUCAUCAACAACAUCAGCAACAGCAACAACAGCAGCAGCAGCAGCAACCGCAACAGCAAGAAGAACUCGUUCCUGCCGCAGCAGCAGUAUCAGUACCAGUACCAGCACCAGAACAAGAACCAGCCACCCCUCGCAACGCCGCUCGCUUCGCCAUCCCAGACCCCGUCUCCAUCUUCCCUCUCCGCAACGGCAGCUCUCUCCCACCUCUCCCCACCCAAUACCAGGCCGAGGCCGGCGCCAUGUUACUCGACUCCGAGCGCGAGGAGGCCAUGGACGAGCCCCAGGACGGCGCCGACUACCCCGCGAUCGCCGAGUACGUCGGGCCGGGCUUCGAGGGCGAGCGCAGGACAGCCGCGGACUGGCAACCUCGGGUGAGUAAUCACCACAUGAAGGCGGCGCAGGCGAGUGUGGAGAGGAUGCGGGAGCGGGCCUGGGAGCGCAGGCAGGAGGAGCUGAUUGCGCUGGACGCGGGGGAGGAGCUGCGGCCGGUGAGCCAGCUUCGGAUGUUGAAUCGGCGGACGAGAGGCCUGCUGAGCAUUGAGGGGCCGGUGAAGAAGGUGUUGCGGAUGCGGGAGCGGAGGUUGAAGGAGAGGAGGCUUAGUAAUGGGAAGAAGGGGUAUAGGCUGAAUCGGGUGUAUAAGAGGAGUGGGCUGAGGGAGGUGACGAGGGAUGCGAUGGAGUGGGAGUAUGAUGAGACGGGGAUUUGA
Messenger RNA from Drepanopeziza brunnea f. sp. 'multigermtubi' MB_m1, 903 nucleotides. RefSeq lists its product as uncharacterized. Lineage: Eukaryota; Fungi; Ascomycota; Leotiomycetes; Helotiales; Drepanopezizaceae. The record is from RefSeq and is a predicted model, not a curated record.